Poeciliopsis prolifica (blackstripe livebearer) is the source of this 1351-nucleotide messenger RNA. It is a transcript of the gene stmnd1, whose product is annotated as stathmin domain containing 1. The coding region runs from base 275 to 1216 and encodes 313 amino acids. The record is from RefSeq and is a predicted model, not a curated record. NCBI's taxonomy places the organism in Eukaryota, Metazoa, Chordata, Actinopteri, Cyprinodontiformes, Poeciliidae. The transcript is spliced from 5 exons.
GUAAAUAAGACUCCUCCUGUCUUUUAGAGGCUUGGCCUGCAGUCACUGGGUGUAACCGAUCUCCAGGGAUGUUUUCGCUGGUCGCUCUCUGUUUGUUCCGGGUCAAUCAAUCUGACCCCGACCGGGUCACAUUUAUUGUAGCAACGGGCCCUGGCAACGGGCCGGGGCCCAUGGAGACCGUGUGAAAGUAUGCGAGACCGGUGACUGUACACAGACUGGAGGGGCUGAUAAACGCGACACGUCUCUCAUCCGUCCGCUUCUCGACCUGCCGAACAUGGGAUGCUCAAGCUCCACGAGCGUCGCGGUUCACCCGCUGGCGGAGGCGAACCAGGACGAGGUUCGCUCGGAUGAAGCGGGGUCUAAAUCCAGCGGACGCGGCAACUCAGCCAGGUCAAAGGGCACAACGGACAGCGGGGUCAUGAUGGAAAACAGAGACCAUCCGGUGUUACCUGGAGGAUUACCAGAGAAAAUCCCUCCUGUACCGUCGGGGAGCCUCAGGGAAUGUGUUGCUCCAAAUAAUGUUGAGUCGGACUCGCUGCAGGGCGACGCCACAGUACAGGGGCGUCCCAAGUCCAUGGAGAUACUGGAAGAGCUGUGGAGUCAGGGCAUCAUCCCAGUGGGACAAAUGCGGGAGAAAGACAGUGGAGCUGCCUACUGCAUCAUGGACGAAUCCAAGCGUGUCGCCCGGAGACUUCCUUCCAGGUUGGAGUCACUGAAGGCCAAAAAGGUUCAAAGCCACAGCAGAGAAGAGUUUGAUGAAAAAAUGAGGCUGGUUGAGGAGAGACGCAAGAUGAAGCAAGAAGAAAUGAAGACCCGCUUAAGGACAAACACGUCGCAAGGUCGACGACCGGCUCCCGCCGAGGAGGAAGCGGACUCGACCUCGAGUCCUGUGGAGUCGCUACGGCUCCCAGCAGCCAGCGCAGAGCCUCCAGCUUCUGCGCCCCACGGCCAGGCCCCACGCAAAGCAGCCGUGGGGGGAGAGUGGGUCAAAGGGGCCGAAGGAGACAGCAAGGAGUGGCCGGAGGGAAAACAGCAGGGGGAAAAAACCAGGGAGGACAUGGGAGAGGAAGGAGAUCACCUGGAGAGAGGGGGGAUGGAGGAAGAGGAGCUGACUGUGGUGGAGGAGCUGAGGCCGGGCGAGCUCCAGGAUUCUUUGGAGGAGCUGGAGAGCGACUCCAGCUUUCAACGUGCGGAGGACAAGGACGAAACGUUUUAGUUUAUCACAGAACGGAGCCUCGAAUCAGCGCUUCAUAGGAGAGGAGAGGAAGGCAGCCAAAGGAUUUCAUUUUGCACAUUCACAGAAGACGUUGUUGGCCACAUGGAUCUUAUUAAACAAAUGCAAAAGGGCAAA